Molecule: messenger RNA, 768 nt
Organism: Besnoitia besnoiti
Lineage: Eukaryota; Apicomplexa; Conoidasida; Eucoccidiorida; Sarcocystidae
Product: MORN repeat-containing protein
Exons: 4
Coding region: 1-768 (255 amino acids)
Source: RefSeq, a predicted model, not a curated record
AUGGAGAGUUUUUCAGACGAAGAAUCCGAAGUUCCAAAGUACACUAUCGUCACCGAGAGCGGGAAGCAGCGCAGCUCGCGGGAGUUCACGGGCUUCGGAAAAGCAACUUACCGAUUCGAUGAAGAGAAAACAGAGGAGUUCGAAGGCCACUACCUCAACGGAGUCAGAGAAGGAAAAGGAAAGUACUGGUACUGGAACGGGGCCUCCUACGAAGGCGACUUUCAGCUCAACAAGAAAAACGGCAUUGGACAGGCGAGAUACAAAGAGCAGCCGCCCCAUGACGUUGAAGAAGAGCCCGACGAGGCGGCCGCAGCGCCCGAGACGUUUUCGACGUAUUUAGGACAUUUCCGCGAAGGACAGCGCGACGCAAGCGGUGCCCUGCUCUACGCAAACGGCGACAUGUAUAUCGGCGGCUGGAAAAAUGGCAAAAAAUCCGGCUUCGGGCGAUACACAUACGCCUCAGACAAGUCGCAGCUCAUUGGCGUCUGGCAGCAGGGACGCCUAAAGCACGGUCGAUGGAUUCUUCCGUCGGGAGUCUACUACACAGGCACCUUCAAACGAAACAAACCCGUCGGCAAAGGCGUCUGGAUCUUUCCUCGCAGCGGAAAUCAGGUUCUCGGCGAAUACCUUCAAAAGACUCGAGAGGCAACCGAGGACGAAGUCGAGCGAGACGACGACAAAGAAGACGCGCUCCCUGCUGACGAACUUCUUGAAGUUGAAUCCAUUGAAUUUUCGUGCCGCUCCUGCACCGCGCUAAGGGAAGGUUGA